AUGGGGAAGCACCAUGGCCAUGGACUGCAGCUUCUCAUGGCCUUCGCCUGCGCGUUCCUGGGGCUCCUCCUCUUCUACGUCUUCUGCUUCUACUUCCGGCGGAGGGCGGCGCCGAAAGGUCGCUCCUUGGAGGACGCCGCCUCCGGAGCGGAGGCGGAGGAGGCGCUGAUCAGGUUCGCCGGAGGAGAGGAUCUGACGGCGCGCGACAUCUUAGACGCGCCCGGGGAGGUGGUCGCCAAGUCGAGCCACGCUACCCUCUACCGGGCCGUCCUCCGGCGUGGCGACACCCCGGCGUUGCUCCGGUUCGUCCAGCCGGACUCCGCGGCGCGCACCGAGGACGUGCUGCCGGCGGUGCGGCGGCUCGGCGCCGUCCGCCGCCACCCGAAUCUGGUCCCCUUGACCGCCAUGUACCUCGGGCCGCGAGGAGAGAAGCUCCUUGUGCAUCCUUUUUAUGCCGCAGGAAAUCUCGCACAGUUCAUCAGAGAAGGUGUUUCAGAAGCUCACAGUUGGAUUAUCAUCUUCAAACUGUCCUGUGGCAUUGCCAGGGGCCUUGACCACCUGCACAAUGGGCACGGUAAGCCCGUCAUCCAUGGUAACCUCAAGUCGAACAAUGUCCUGCUCGAUGUCGGUCUCCAGCCCCGGCUUUCUGAUUUCGGUUUGCACACCAUCAUGAAUACAGCCACAGCACAAGCAAUGCUGGAUGCAUCAGCAGCCCAGGGGUACACAGCCCCUGAGCUGAGCAAGAUCAGUGACUCGAGCCCUGCGACUGAUAUCUACAGCUUCGGGGUGGUCUUGCUCGAGAUGAUCACUCGAAAGGACCCCCUUGACAACAAGUUCUUGCAGAAGGAUCUUCAUUUGCCGUCCUCGCUUAGGAUUCUGGUUCUUGAACAUAAACUCUCUGAUGUUUUCAGCUCCAAGCUUCAGAAGGAAAGUGUGCAUCAGAAUUCUACCAAUGAGGAAGGUUUACUGAUGCUGUUUCAACUUGCGAUGGCAUGUUGUUCGCCUUCGCCUAAUCUCCGGCCCGACAUCAAAGUGGUUAUCAAGCGGCUCGAAGACAUCGGUAGAUGACUAUUCAUCAAGUAGUGAAAGCCACAGACUGAAACA
Messenger RNA from Zingiber officinale, 1104 nucleotides. RefSeq names its product putative kinase-like protein TMKL1. Gene Ontology annotation, biological process: protein phosphorylation. The record is from RefSeq and is a predicted model, not a curated record. The coding region runs from base 1 to 1068 and encodes 355 amino acids. Gene Ontology annotation, molecular function: ATP binding; protein kinase activity. NCBI's taxonomy places the organism in Eukaryota, Viridiplantae, Streptophyta, Magnoliopsida, Zingiberales, Zingiberaceae. The transcript is spliced from 2 exons.